ACUCUUCUGUGUCUAUGGACGCAGCACGCUCACAGCCGUUUACGUUCACUGGGAAACAUGUCGGCUCCACAGGCAACGACAAAGGAGGCCCCAGACCAAGAUGGCUCAGAAACACCAACAGAUUCUUUGGCUGGACCCAGUGAAGUCAAAGAAGAUACUGCGACCUUCACCACGUCUGCUGCCAUGGUGGAACCCAUGGGAGGUGUGCCGUCAUCACUGACAUCCAAGCAGCCGGAGACGGACAUAACUGACGCUGAUGAUGAUGCAGAGGCGUGGUCCCCUCCUUCUUCACCGCUGAACAGACCCACUGCAGGUCAUGCAGCAAAGUCCAUAUCCUCAAUGUCUCCUUGUCCCUACACGUUGUCGCCUGGCCGAGCAAAGAUGAGCGUCUCUGGACCUUGCACCAGUAAACCCAACCAACCUCCAACCCCUUCGACCUCCUCUUCCCCUUCUCCCUCAACGCCUUCCACUCCCUCCGUCUCCCCGGGGCCACACAAAGUCCACCGAGCCCGGAAGACCAUGAGCAGGCCUCCAUUGGGCCAGAUGGGUCAUGUUGAUGCUCUUGCUGUGUCCCGGACUCCUUCAGGAUCUUGCCUCUCUUCUGACUCUGAAACUGCUGCAAAAAAGAGGAAGCUGUCGGAGGGCGCGUCCGGUAGAUGUGAAAAAAUAGCGAACAAGAUUCAAAAUGCAGAGGAGAAGUUAUUUCAUAAAAAGAUGGAGUCUGUUACAGAUGCAGCUUUGGUGAAGAGCUCUUUGGGGAAGUCAGUGGAUGAUGGAAGCCAUUUGUCUGCUCCAGAUUCUGAAAAGUUGGAAAAUGGAGGUGAAGAGAGGCAGCAGACUGCAGAUGCAGAAGAUCAGAGUUUGGAGUCCGAAAGAAGGUCUUCACGGCCGCUGUCGGAUCAGGACCAAGACACAAUCACCAUUGAUUUGUUGGAAACAGAGGAGGCAGAAAGGUCUGGAGAAUACACAGAGGUUCCUCUGGGAGAUUUGGACAUCGCUGCUGCAGACAGUCUGACUCUUUCUCCUGCUGCUGAGGGAAGCGAAGCAGGUGACAUGGAGCGGCUGGAGGAGCUUCCUCUGUGCAGCUGCAGAAUGGAGGCUCCUCGGGUCGACAGCACCAGCCAGCGGGUCAGCAGACAAUGCAUGGCUACGGAAAGCCUCAACGGAGAGCUCCGGGCUUGCACCAACUGGACCAUGAAGGCGGAGACGAUGCGGCCGUCCAGUCGGAUUCCCCUCAUGUUGCUCUGUGACGUCCAUCGCUCACACAUGGUCAAACACCACUGUUGUCCUGGUUGUGGAUACUUCUGCAUAGCAGGCACUUUUCUGGAGUGCUGCCCGGACCAGCGGAUCGCUCACCGCUUCCACCGCGGCUGUGUGACGGUUUUGAGCGGCGGACGAAGCAAAGCUAACGGGGGCGGGAUGCUUUUCUGUCCGCACUGUGGGGAAGAUGCCUCAGAGGCCCAGGAGAUCACCAUUCCCUCCUCGGCCUCAACCUCCGCAACCACCGUGGUCACCAUGUCCGCCUCGUCCACAACCACGCCCUCCCUGCCUCCCUCUGCCCCAACAGCACCCUGUCUCACUGCCUCAACAGGAGGCAUGAAGGAUGGGAAGAUGCCUGAAAGACCUGUCAGUGCUCGAAUGCGAAGCCAUGGCUUGGUAACUCCUACGGUGGAACAACAGCCUCCCCAACCUGUACCCUCAGCAACGACUGUAUCUGCUGUUCCUCCAGCAGAGGAGGGAGUGGACAGCGUUGGACCCUCACUCUGCAUGCCAAAUGGGAAAUCAGUCAGCCCAAGCGCACUACCCCCUGGCCCCAGUAGGGCGGCACUGCAGAAAGCAAUUCUUACACAGGAAUCAGAGAGGAGAAAGAAACUGAGGUUCCACCCGCGGCAGCUGUAUCCUGCUGCCAAGCAAGGAGAGGUCCAGCGAGUGCUGCUGAUGCUGAUGGAGGGUAUCGAUCCAACAUACCAGCCUGAGUCUCAGAACCGACGUUCAGCUCUUCAUGCUGCAGCUCAGAGAGGUCUGCUGGAAGUCUGCUAUAUGCUGAUACAGGCUGGAGCCCAGGUGGAUGCCAAAGACAAAGACCUGAGGACCCCUCUGUUGGAAGCUGUAAUCAAUAAUCAUGUCGAUGUGGCUCGUUACCUGAUCCAGAACGGGGCCUGCGUUUAUCAUGUCGAGGUGGAUGGAUAUACUGGCCUCCACCACGCAGCCAAGUUGGGAAACCUGGAAAUCGUUAAAAUGCUGCUGGAGACCGGGCAGGUUGAUGUGAACGCUCAGGACAACGGUGGCUGGACUCCGAUCAUCUGGGCUGCAGAGCACAAACAUGUGAAAGUGAUCAAAUCGCUGCUGAACAGAGGAGCUGACGUCUCCGUUAAAGAUAAGGAGCUGAAUGUGUGUCUCCACUGGGCGGCGUACGCUGGAAACCUAGACAUAGCAGAGCUGGUGUUGAACGCUGGCUGUUCCCUCUCAUCGGUUAAUGUGCACGGAGACACCCCGCUCCACAUCGCUGCCAGAGAGGGAUACUUAGAAUGUGUUACAUUGUUUUUGUCAAGAGGUGCAGAUAUCGACAUCAUGAACAGGGAGGGGGACACGCCUCUCAGCCUUGCACGACCCGACACGCCUGUCUGGGUUUCACUACAGAUCAACAGGAAGCUGCGGAGAGGAAUCGCCAACCGACUGAUUCGCACAGAGCGAAUCAUCUGCAGCGAUGUCGCGCAGGGCUACGAGAACAUACCGAUUCCUUGCGUGAACGCAGUGGAUGACGAAGGCUGCCCGUCGGAUUAUAAAUACGUUUCAGAAAACUGUGAGACUUCAGCAAUGAACAUUGACAGAAACAUCACACACUUACAGCACUGUAGCUGCACUGACGACUGCUCUUCCAGUAACUGCCUCUGUGGGCAGCUGAGCAUCCGCUGCUGGUAUGACAAGGACCAACGGCUGCUGCAGGAGUUCAACAAAAUCGAACCUCCCCUCAUAUUCGAAUGUAACAUGGCGUGUUCAUGUUAUCGAACAUGCAAGAACAGAGUGGUCCAAGCAGGCAUAAAAGUUCGUCUGCAGCUCUACAGAACAGAGAAGAUGGGCUGGGGAGUUCGAGCGAUGCAGGACAUCCCCCAGGGAAGCUUCAUCUGCGAAUAUGUUGGGGAGCUGAUCUCUGAUGCUGAAGCUGAUGUUCGAGAAGACGACUCCUACUUGUUUGACCUCGACAACAAGGAUGGGGAAGUGUACUGCAUAGAUGCACGUUACUAUGGCAACAUCAGCCGCUUCAUCAACCACCUUUGUGACCCAAACCUUAUCCCAGUGCGUGUGUUCAUGCUGCAUCAGGACCUGCGUUUCCCUCGCAUCGCCUUCUUCAGCUCCAGAGACAUCCUGAGUGGACAAGAACUGGGGUUUGACUACGGCGAUCGUUUUUGGGACAUUAAGAGCAAGUAUUUCACCUGUCAGUGUGGAUCUGAGAAGUGUAAGCACUCUGCUGAGGCCAUCGCUUUGGAGCAGAGCAGGCUGGCUCGGAUGGAGGCGUGCUCAGAAUCAGGAGCUGACUGUGGGAUGACCAUGAUGGGAAACUCUUAAAACACUUAAACCACAGGGCCUUCAGUUUAAACCCGACUAAGUUUACACCCAAACACAGUGAACAAUAGUUGUGGGGUUUGCCAGUUGUGGUGCUGUUUGUUUUACAUUUUCCUAAAGCUGUCACUUUAUUAUAUUCACUGUUGCAGAAAUUAUAACCUUUCAGUUUUAAAGGACCAGACCUAAAACGGUUUUAGAAAAACUACAGAUCCCAUGAUUCUGUUUGUAGUCUUGUUGGUUUAACAGAAAAUUUUCCCUGAAACAAACAUUUGUGCUGGAGGCCUUUUUUAACCAUUUAUAUAUGUGAAAAUGUUUUAUAACCACAUACUUCCUGUAGUGCCAACCAACACAACGCAUUGUGGCAAAAACAUAAAGCAUCUAACUGAAGGCCUUUCUGGACUCUUGAAUAAACGUACUAUGUCAGUUUGUGGAUGGAUGCUCAUGGUAGUUUUUUUUUAUACACAUUUCUUCUGUCACUUGUAGUGAAAUAAAACAGCAAAUGAGUUU
Molecule: messenger RNA, 4071 nt
Organism: Girardinichthys multiradiatus
Lineage: Eukaryota; Metazoa; Chordata; Actinopteri; Cyprinodontiformes; Goodeidae
Gene: ehmt2
Product: euchromatic histone-lysine N-methyltransferase 2
Exons: 28
Coding region: 58-3567 (1169 amino acids)
Cellular component (GO): nucleus
Molecular function (GO): histone methyltransferase activity; zinc ion binding; p53 binding
Source: RefSeq, a predicted model, not a curated record